UGCUCUGCUCUGCUCUGCAAUUCUCUGAAACUCACUCCAAUGGCAGACCCAGCUAUCUACGACUUCCUGAACCAACAACAACAACAAGCACCCACUUCCUCAAAACCCACAAGAAAGCCAACACAGUCACACUCAACCAGUAAUUCCUCUUCACGCUUAUUCCCAUGCCUUUACUGUCCUCGCAAGUUUUACACUUCCCAAGCUCUCGGUGGCCAUCAAAACGCUCACAAGCGUGAGCGAGCAGCUCAUCGCAGAAGCUACCCUUCUGACCGUGACCGCUUGCCUCGCCUCCAGACCGAGCCACCAUUCCAAGUUCAAGUUCCAGACCCAGUUGUUGCACCUUUUGUGGACCAGUUUUGGCUCGACCCUGUUCAGACCCAUCACCAGCAACAAGUCCAGUUUCAUCAGUACCGUGCUGCCUCAACUUCAUUUCCUCUCACUGGUCUUCAUGGAAAUGCAACCCCAGAUGAACCUCUCUCUCCAAGCUCUGAUGGCACUGACCAUGUAAACCUUGACCUCACUCUUCGUCUAUGAAUGUUCAUUUUUAACAAAUAUGAAGCUUUUUUU
Molecule: messenger RNA, 567 nt
Organism: Quercus lobata
Lineage: Eukaryota; Viridiplantae; Streptophyta; Magnoliopsida; Fagales; Fagaceae
Gene: KNU
Product: C2H2 and C2HC zinc fingers superfamily protein
Exons: 1
Coding region: 40-534 (164 amino acids)
Molecular function (GO): DNA-binding transcription factor activity
Source: RefSeq, a predicted model, not a curated record